Camellia sinensis is the source of this 1647-nucleotide messenger RNA. Its product is annotated as zinc-finger homeodomain protein 11. The record is from RefSeq and is a predicted model, not a curated record. NCBI's taxonomy places the organism in Eukaryota, Viridiplantae, Streptophyta, Magnoliopsida, Ericales, Theaceae. Gene Ontology annotation, biological process: regulation of DNA-templated transcription; regulation of developmental process. Gene Ontology annotation, molecular function: transcription cis-regulatory region binding; DNA-binding transcription factor activity. Gene Ontology annotation, cellular component: nucleus.
GAUCAAAAGCUUGUUAUUAACCCACCAAGGAUUACAACAAAACCUACAAAUACAAAAGUCUAUCUCUAUGCCCAUUUGCAAUAAACUUCAAAUUGGAAUCAUAAUCAGCACAUCCAUAAUCAACCACCAUCAUCUUCUGAGCUUUGACCCAUUAUCACCAUCAUCAUCAAAUCAAUCUACUGAUCUUAAUAAAAACCCUAACCCUAGAUUUGUUUUUUGAACCAUUGCAAUGGACCUAACCAUCACCUCCAUCACCACCAACACCCAUACCCCAGAUUCAGAAAAUGAAACCCCAUCUGCACCCACUGCUCCACCCAAUAAUAAGACCAUAUCCUUCACCAACGGCGCACUAAAGAAACAUUCACACCACAAACGCCGCCGCUCUCCGCCACCAGUUGUGGUGGUGAAAUAUAAAGAAUGUCUCAAGAACCACGCCGCCAGCUUGGGUGGCCACGCGCUGGAUGGUUGCGGAGAGUUCAUGCCCUCUCCCACCACCGCCACCGCCACCACCACCGACAACAACCCCACCGACCCCCCCAACUCUCUAAAAUGCGCUGCCUGCGGUUGCCACCGCAACUUCCACCGCCGUGAAGACGACAACCCCACCACCACCACCACCCACUUUCUUGACUUCUACCGCCCCCACCACCAUCCUCUCCUGCCACUAUCACCAACCCCUUGCCGGAGCUCACCACCCUCAUCCACCACCUCCCCACCACCACCACCUCCGCUGCCACAGCCAUCCUACUACUCUUCAGCUCCCCACAUGUUGCUGGCCCUCAGCUCCGCCGCCCCCGAAGACCAAUUUAUGGUGACUCCGGCGACUCCCACGGCGGCGAAGGCAGAGAACCCAAAUGGGAGAAAGCGAUUUCGGACCAAAUUCAGCCAGCAGCAGAAGGAGAAGAUGUUCUCAUUCUCUGACAAGUUGGGUUGGAAGAUGCAGAAAUGUGACGAAAGUUUGGUGGAAGAGUUUUGCAAUGAAGUUGGGGUUGGUAAAGGUGUUCUCAAGGUGUGGAUGCACAAUAACAAGCACUCUUUUGCCAAAAGAGACUUCAAUUCCACCACCAUCAACAACAACAACAACAAUCAUCAUCAUCAUAAUGAGGGCAAUAAUGGUGUUCAUCUUCAUGUUUCCACUAAUGGGUCUUCUUCUUCAGCUUGAUCCACCCAUAAGAAACAAAAGCUUUCAGAGACUGAAGAAAGAGACACAGUAAUUCCUUCUUCUUCUUCUUCUUCCCAUUUUCUUGUUUUUGUAUCAAUGUCAAUGAUGGAGAAAGAAGAGAUCACAGGAUAAUAAUUAUUUAACUCAUCAAAGUUUAUCACUUUUCGUUUGAAUCUUAUAUGUAUCUGUUGCUAGUUAAUAUUUCUUCUGCUUUUCAAUUAGGUAGCUUGAGUAUUAAUUAUUGGCGUACCUCCUCCACACCUUCUUGUUCAAGUGUUUUCUUUUCUUUUCUUUUCUGAUGGAUUUCUGUUUUUUCUUGGAAAUUUCAUAGUUGUUUGAAUGGGCAUUUGGUCAUUGUAAAUUGUAACUAUAUGUAGGAGGGGGACACUGUUGUUUCUGCAUCGACUUGGUUGUCCAAAACUGGCAUUUUGUCAGCUUUGGUUACAGCUGGUUAAUAAUGUCAUCUGCAAUUCUGUCUUCCUGCA